AUGGAAGCAAUGCAACAUUUUAAAAUGUUUUUUGAUUUUUUCUGUCAUCACCGUGUUGAUGCCAAUGGUGGUCCCAAUCCUUUCAAAAUAAACACCUUCAAGCAAAGGCUUUGUAUCUUAAAAAUGAUUCUGAUUCUCAUCAUGUGCCUGUUAUCGGCGGCCUAUGCAGUAUCGUUUGCCGACUUGUUCAUUCCCAACCACAGCUGCGUCAAUCGCCUCGUCAACUGGAUGUUCCUCUGUACCUCGUUGGCAGCUUGUUUCGUGGUAACGUGGGAAAAAUUGGCUGUCGGCAGAGAAGACGUUCAUCUUUGGAACACGUUUAAUGAAAUUGAAAUACAAAUUACGGAUAUUGCUGACAAACGUGUUUUGCAAAAAAUAUUAACCAAAUACAAUCGACUGUAUAGCGUGUUGUGCUGCAUUUUGCUCACAGUGGAAUGCUCGAUCGUGCUACUGAUAUCGGCCGAUUCCAAAAACACAAAAACAUCUACCAUUGGUUUCAUUAUACUAUUUCAGAUCAUGAGCGUUGUAGAUAUAUACAGACAGCUGCAAAUGACUAUGUAUAUACGAAUUUUAACAAGUUAUUUGCGCAUUUUAAAGCUUGGAAUAAAACAGAGUUGUAUACUUAUACAUAAAUUAGGCAAUCACGGUUUGUGUAUCGGCAACAUGGAUGUUGAACUACGUAAAGCUUGCUCAUGCUAUUUUCUAUGCAUGAAAGCCUUUCUUCAGAUUCAAAACCAAUUUUCAUGGGGUCUUUUCAUGAUUUGUUUGAAAUUUAGUAUCGUGUUGUGGAACGAAACAUACUGGAUUGUUUUCCGCGCAUUCAUGGAGACCUCUUUUAAAACGUACUGCUUGCAUGUGAUACCCUACUUUAUUGUUUUUCUGUACUUUACCUGGUCUUGUGAAUGGCUGUAUGCUGAAGUUAAUUUCUCGCAACCGCUAUAUACCACCGAUCUUCAAAAUGCGCCAAAAGCCACCAGGCUUAGGAUAACUCAUUUGCAACUGCUACUCGACUACAAUGUGUUUUUCUUUCACACUUUUGGGGUGUGUCGGGUUUGCUACAAGCUUGUGGUACAGUACAUCAUUUCUGGAAUAACUAGAGUCUCUUUCAUUGCAGAAAUUUUAGUAGAUUAUUCUAGGGAUAAUUAA
Molecule: messenger RNA, 1146 nt
Organism: Anopheles coustani
Lineage: Eukaryota; Metazoa; Arthropoda; Insecta; Diptera; Culicidae
Exons: 3
Coding region: 1-1146 (381 amino acids)
Source: RefSeq, a predicted model, not a curated record